AUGCAUCACCCUCUCCCCCAGCCACUCGAGACGUUCCCAGGCUUCCGCGAGGCGUACGACAACUACUGCCUCGCCCCGUGGUCGUGCCACCGCGCCAUCGAGCGCGACCUGAUCCCGCACAUGAUGAAGGUCUACAGCAAGUUGGGCAUGUCCGGCGACUUCAAGACCGGCGUCCAGGCCCUCAUCGGCUGCAUGAAGUUUGCGACGGUCGCUGCCGAGCGCGCCGAUCACGAGGACAGCAUCGACCUCGUUGGACAGACUGGCCGUCUCCGGCAAGGUGUCAUUCUUGCGUACGGCAGUUUCGAGGUGGCUUUCACGCAUAGCCUGCCGGUCGCGGCCAUGCCUGAGGGCUGGCAACGUGCUGAGCCAGGCUUCAGGGUGGAAUGGGCGCGUCACAAGCAGGGACAGUCAACCAUUACCCGGCUCUUGCGCAGCAUCCUAUCCAACGUGCCGACUGCCACACCCAAUCCCACCGAGGAGGCCCCCAACGGCGCGUCGAAAUACGACUGGUUGGGUCACAUCACCUCGAGCGCCUCCGCAACGCAUCGCGCCUGCUCGAUUAUACUGGAGCACGGCAGUGAGGGGGAACUCUUUCGACGACUGGUUCUCUUGAGCAUCAAUGUGUUCAACUACAUCACCAACAUGCGAUCCUACAGCCUCUUUCCCUCUGACGACCUGAUCUGCGGCGCGAUCGGCGACGCCAAACUCGCCAUCUACGCGCAUCCCGACCUCGUCGGCACGUACUACGGACCAGAAAUGCCCGCUCCUGCCUCCCCUCAUUCUCACACACCGCACUCGCUCGCCAGCCCGCUUGUCCUCAAGUCGCAAAUUGACCGCCAGCGUCGUCGUCUGCGUGGUGGUGAGCUUGGUCACUGGUAG
This is a messenger RNA of Rhodotorula toruloides NP11, 879 nucleotides long. RefSeq lists its product as uncharacterized. Lineage: Eukaryota; Fungi; Basidiomycota; Microbotryomycetes; Sporidiobolales; Sporidiobolaceae. The record is from RefSeq and is a predicted model, not a curated record. The transcript is spliced from 6 exons. Bases 1 to 879 code for a protein of 292 amino acids.